Molecule: messenger RNA, 735 nt
Organism: Anopheles maculipalpis
Lineage: Eukaryota; Metazoa; Arthropoda; Insecta; Diptera; Culicidae
Exons: 2
Coding region: 1-735 (244 amino acids)
Source: RefSeq, a predicted model, not a curated record
AUGGAAUCCGAUGAGGAAAAUAUUGAGGCUACGGAUCCACCAAGCGACCUGUUCGAGCGGAUCAAAUCACCAAUCUAUAAUUCACCGUUUACUUCAUCAACUCAUCAUCCCGAUAGGCUAUGGUCUGCGUUUGAAGUCGUGGAAGAAAAAGUGGCAGAUAUCCCACACCUUGACGAUACCACCAUCUCCCGCCAACCAUUCCCGUGUCCGGCCGGUUGUUGUCGGCAACCGUGCUGUUUGUUUAUGUUUACCACACACAUCAGCUUCGACCAUAAGGAUGUACUGGUGGAUACGGUGUGGCCCAGUGAACCGACUACGGUGCUGAUCGAUCCGUACAAUAAAGAUGCGGAACAGCCUCGGUGUCAUAAGCUGUAUCUUGUAAGUGGAAAAAUUCGAGGCCUAGGUGAUGGGAAGCAUCGUGAUAAGCUUCCCUUUGUGCUAAUGUCUUCCAAAUUGUCGCUGCAAGGAUCUGAUCGACUUUUACUGUGGGUUACUGGUCCGGACGCGGGUGGUAGUCUCCGGCAGCAUUACACCAUGGAGGCUGGCCGUAACGAUCACCACAGGUUGCUCCCGUACGCAGUAGCUUUCAGUGGUGAAAUCGUGCCCUUGCACAGUUCGCAGGAUGCUGCCGUGAUACAUCAGGCUGGGGUUGGACUCGUUAUUCCUGAGCAGCAGAUAGACUCGCUUACCGACAGUUGCACGAAACUUCUCGAAGUUUGCGUCCAUUUCUAUUGA